CGACAACGCUCGUCCUCAUCAUCACGAGACCGCUCAUUAUCACCACAAGGGUCUCGACCCGUAGUACGAGAAAACUCUUUCUCCGCACCGCGGCGACCUCGAUCCUCAUUACGACAACGUUCACCCUCAUCACCACGAGGCCGCUCAUUAUCACCACCACAAGGACCUCGGUUUUUAGUAAAAGAAAACUCUUUCUCAGCACAGCGGCGACCUCGAUCCUCAUCACGACAACGGUGGCCCUCACUAACACGAGACGGCUCAUUAUCACCACAAGGACCUCGGCUCUUAGCACAAGAACACCCAUUCUCAGCACAACGACCUCGAUUCGCAGCUCAAAUACCCUCAUUAGCAACAUCACCAGGAGGGUCAAAGAAAGUAAUAGCUGCAACUGUUAAUAAAGGAACAAUUUAA
Rotaria sp. Silwood1 is the source of this 411-nucleotide messenger RNA. The record is from the annotation of a GenBank genome assembly. Lineage: Eukaryota; Metazoa; Rotifera; Eurotatoria; Philodinida; Philodinidae.